UUUUGACAUCAGCUGUUUUCGCAAAAGGAGAGAGGGAGGAUGUGAUUUUUGGUCGUCCCGUGCCCUUGGUGAGUGAAAAAGUGCGCUUUCUGUGCCGAAAAUUCGUGGGUGGUGAAGUGGUGGUGUGCCGGGUGUGCCAGUGUUCGAUGGUGGGUGGCCCACGCCAUGUCCAAUUCAAAUCAUUUCCAGCCGUGGGUCCGCGGCGGCUUCUACGGGAAGAGCGAUAACGAGAGUACAGCCGCCCCGGGAGCUUCGUCCUCCAUGUCACUGGAUCUGUACACACAGAUUGGGUUGCAGAAAGUGGCUGCCCUGUACAAGGCGUCCCGUGAAGCGGGUGACAGCGCCUCCGGCUGGACGGAGGCCGAUGACGAGAAGACCCGGAAGAUGCAGCAAUUUGUCGAGGCCACAAUUGGAGAUUGUGCGAAAGAGCAGAUAUUCCAGCUUGUCGAGAAGAUAUCUCAACUGAAACCGCCUGAAAGACUCUUCCUGUACCUGCGAAUGCCUGGCGGCAAUUCAGAGACUGAUCCACUGAGACAACCACAGAAUCCGCUGGGGACCCGAAGUGAAAUAACGCACACCAUUAACUGGGUUAGAUCCCACCUGGAGCAUGAUCCCGCGGUGUCCAUUCCGAAGCAGGAUGUCUACGAUGACUACAUUGAAUAUUGUUCGAGAUCAGGCAUUAAGCCACUCUCGACGGCGGACUUUGGGAAGGUGAUGAAGCAGGUCUUCCCAAAUGUGCGUCCCCGUCGCUUGGGCACGAGAGGUCAUUCCCGAUACUGCUACAGUGCCAUGAGAAAAGCCACAAAACUCAGUCCUCCAGUUCUACCAGAACUCGGAGGUGAUACAAAGGUGGCCGUAGGUGCGUGUGAAGCAACAGAUGAUGAAGCAUGGGGUAUUGUGAAGGGAUGGGCUGAGAGUCUCCUAAGUGCUUCAUUUGGUACCCUUAAAGAUCUAGCUAGCCACAUUAACAGCCACGGACUCCACUUGCCAACCAAUACAGCCUCGAGGAUUUUGCUGCAAAAGAAAUUGCUACAGCGCGACGGGAAGGAGAAGAAGAAAUGCUCGCAGCAAGAUGCAGAUGUUGGAGUUUCAGUAAAGAAGCGUCGUAAGCGAAGAAGAAAGAAUUCAGCAUCUUCAACGGAAUCAAUGGGUUGUCCGCAGUUCUCAGAUACGGACAACAAUAAUGGGAGUUGUCAAGAAAAUCGGCAAAUUUGCGUGAAAUCAAUGAGGAAUAAUAGUACGAGCAGCUGUAGUCAGGAUAUGAAGCCAUUUGCAUGUGAGGAUCUCCCGUAUGGCAAGGAGGAGCCGUAUACGGGCCACCAAGAGCCAAACUUAUCAAUCCAAGGUACAAAUUCAUCCUGUGAUAGUGGCCAAGUGUGUCAGUCGAUGGACACGGUGUGUGUCAAACAGGAAGCAGACGCGGUGGAGCAUCAAACUGUUUUCUGCAAGAAGGUGCGCCAGGCACAGCAGGCUAAGGGAUUGUGGCCACUUCAGGCAACAUCGGGGGUUGAUGGUGUUAAUUUAGCACCAAAUGGACCAUCUGAUGAGAUGAAAGUUCACAAUUUCUCCCAGCCACAGCUGCCACAGAGUGCGCUGAAGUAUGAGAAGAGAAUGAUGUCGCGCGAUGCAACAUUCAAGCGUAUCCGAUUGCCGGGUUUUGCGGAGGAGGUACCAGAGAAUGGUGGAGAAAUUCCCGGGGAUUUUAUCCUUCCACGUGAACGUGUUAUAAGUAUUUGUAACAUGGACAAGGAUGCUCUCGAUGACUACCUCAAUGGUGGGGAUAAUUCGCAGGAGCCCGAGGCGGAACUGAUGCAAUACUUUGCUGGUGAAGAAGGAGCUAAGGGGGGAGGUGGUGGUGACUAUGAGAGCGCUGAUCUGGGGCAGCUGCAAACGAGCAUUCCUCUACUGGAGAACUAUCAGUUAUUCAGUGAUGGGAAAGGUGACGGGAAGGGUGAUGGGACAAAGGCAGGGGAGGCGGGAAGUCAGAUCCAUCAGCUAAGGCAGUACCUGCAGCAGAAUUUGCAGUCAAGCAGUAAGAAUCCUGCUGAAGGAUCAAUGGGGAAUCCGCUGAAUCUGUAUCCAGGAUCAGCAUCGGCUUCUCUUGCUAUGAUGUCGCAACGUCAUAUGUCAGAGGCAGGUGGUGGUGCUCCGGUUAAUUUGGGGAAGAAUGCAGUAAGGAAGAAGUUAAAUAUUGCCACAACAGCAACUGAUGCUACAUCAGGCGUGCCCCAUAGUCCCAAUACACGUCGUCGAAAUUUUAGUUUUGUCCCCAUCUCAGCUGGACCGCAGAGUCCACAAAUACGCACAAGUUCCAUAACUAGUUGUCGUCAGACGCAGACUUUUGUCAGUCCGAGAGUUACUCCAGUUACAAAGCGCUCCUUCAAGGUACACUGUACUUCCACGAUGGUUCCCGUAAAGACGGAGGCUGCAUCAGCUCCACCUAGUCCACCGUGGAUGGGGAAGGGUAGUGGGUAUGCCAUGAAGCAACCCAUGACACCGGGGAAUGUGCCAUCAGCGGCAGAAACGCGUUCUCAGAGCGUUCCACUUCACUGCAGAAGUCCCAUUUUUGGUUCAACAAUGAACUGCUCGGCCUACACUUCAGCCUGUAGUUCUGUUGCUCAGACACCCAUUCCGCCCGACUAUACGGACUUUACGAGUGAUGUCAGCCUCCUGGAUUACUUCAGUCCAGCACCACCAGCAAGUGCAGCUCCGGGAAUCAUUGCUCCCGGUUUGGAUGCUGAACUAAACAUGGGCGACUUCCCGUCGAAUUCUCGUUCAGUGCCAUCAACCCCAUUGCCCAUCAAUGGGACCACAAUGCCAGCACCAGGAAUCUCUGGGAACUAUGGAAAAAUGUACGAUAUGUCCAAGUCAAUGCCGUCAACACCACUCACAGGCGGUGGACUCUUCCGCUAUAGUCCUGAGAUAAAUCGAGACUUUCUCAUUAAUGGCAAUUCAUUGGAGGCCUCAAAGCAACCGCAACCGUUCUAUCAGCAACAAACACCGGUCACAACGAACUCUGUCGCCAUGGAUGCCACAAUGGGGGACAAGGAGUUUUCAACAUUCACAGAUAGUAUUAUAUCCAAUUUGAAUGAUGACCCAACUUUUGAGUCAGAACUCCUUGAUAAUCUCUAAACAUCAUCUGGGAUGCACCUGAUGGGAAUUCAGGUACGAUGAGAUUUUUUUAUCUAAUCAAUUUAUGGGAUUUUACUACAGGUGAGUCAUUUGAUGACGAAAGAGAACGUUUCGUGAAGCUUUGGAAGGGACGAGCCUAAGCUUAGCUAGUCCUAGCAAAGGGUUUUUACAGGUGAAAGUAACAAAAUGGACGAAUGGCGUCUGUUUAAGUAACCUGACAAUUUAUAACAGUUUUAGAUUUUGAAAUAGUCGUCAAAGACUAAAUGGCGCUAGUGUCGUAAGAAUGUAAUUUCGAACUUUUCGGAAUUUUAAAAAUUGACACAAUUCACAUAACUUCACAUUUUUCUUCAAGAAAUAGUAUCAAAAUUUCAAUUUUCGGGUUUUUAUUGGUCUAAAAAUUAUUUCCGUUCAGUGUAUAAGAUUAGGAAACUUAUAAAUCUUUUAAUGAUCAAUUUUAUUGCAAAACGGCUAUUUUUAAAAUUUACCUAUGUUGAAGGCCACAAGAGGCCGCAGCACAGCAGUUAAGAGGAAGCAAGCCAACGCCAUUUUGGGUUUUCUCUUAGCCGCCAUUCUUCAUUAUUUCUUCACAUCCUUCACAUUCAGAUUCUUCUAACAUUGAAGAAUUCUUUUCAUUCUUAUCACAGAAAAUUGUUUCUCUAUCAAAUGACUCCUUAAAAUUCCAAAAAAAAAACAUAAUAUUGUCAAUUCCAUGGAAGAUUUUUGAUAAAACUCCCAUUGAUAUUGCAUUUAUAAGUGUGUAUAUUGGUGGAGAUUGGAAGCAGCAGCAUCUCGUGUUUUGCUGUAAAACACAAUGAAAUUGUGUACAAAACAAAAAUCAAGUGUUUUAAUGUGUAAUUGAGAGACAAAUUGUUAUGUUUUAAUUUCUUUAUUACGUUUUCAAUUUAUGACUUUUUAUUAUUUGUUAUAUAAAUAUAUGUUUUAGAUACAAGAUACAAAAAAGGAAAAAAAAAUUAAAACAAAUCUUUUAUAGUAGAAAAAAAGAUAAAUAUAUAGUUAGUAUAAAUGGUGGAAAAGAAAUAUGUGAAAUUCUCUAAAUGGUUCUUUUGGUGUUUCAUGUUUGAGAGAAAUCCCGAAAAACAGCCCUCAGAGAAAAUGGAAAGGAAGUUUAGUGGAUAUUCCAACACAGGAAAUUAAGAAAUUAAGGAAAUUUAAAAUAUUAAAAGGAAAAAUUGGCCAAAUUCCGCCUCAAUGGUGACUUCUUUAAAAAAAAAUAAAACACCUACAAAGUGCAAAUUCACGAAUUUUUACCAACUCUGUGCCUCUGGCUAUACAAAAAAAAAACAAAGGAGAGGAUAUGAAGAAUUAUAUAUACAUACAUUAUAUUUACAAAAUGAAAAAUUAGUGGAAAAAAUACAAAAAAUUAUUGUGUAAACUUCAGUGAAACUGAAAAAAAUGUUUUAUUAACAAAUUUAUGAUAAAAUAAGAAGAAAAAAAAUUAUAUUUUGUAUUUUUAUCGUUGAAUAAAGUUGCAUAUUGAAUGUUUAAAA
Lutzomyia longipalpis is the source of this 4640-nucleotide messenger RNA. RefSeq lists its product as uncharacterized. The transcript has 7 exons. The record is from RefSeq and is a predicted model, not a curated record. Gene Ontology annotation, biological process: regulation of transcription by RNA polymerase II. Gene Ontology annotation, molecular function: RNA polymerase II cis-regulatory region sequence-specific DNA binding; DNA-binding transcription factor activity, RNA polymerase II-specific. NCBI's taxonomy places the organism in Eukaryota, Metazoa, Arthropoda, Insecta, Diptera, Psychodidae. Bases 166 to 3132 code for a protein of 988 amino acids.